Messenger RNA from Prorocentrum cordatum, 2121 nucleotides. NCBI's taxonomy places the organism in Eukaryota, Dinophyceae, Prorocentrales, Prorocentraceae. The record is from the annotation of a GenBank genome assembly.
CAUGACCCAUCGGAUCGACCAGGGAGACGUGUAGGUCUUUGUAUGGUCAGUCGGCAUUGGGUUUCGCCCUGUCGAAAACGUGCCCAUUUGAGGCGUCAACCAUGGCAGUCCAAACCAUCUCCCAAUCGCAGAUAUAGGAGCCUUCUGCUCCUUAUGCUUGGUUUCGUUAUCAUCAAUCUUCAUGCUUUCCUCCGUAGUCAUUUUUUUGGUUCAAGCCAUUUUGGCUCAAACAUUGCUGUCCCAAGCCGCUUUGACCCGACGCCUAACAAUUGUGAUUAAGUUAGUGCGCAUUCGAUAAAAGUAAAGCGUGGAGUCAGGGCGCCGCUUUCAAGCCGAGUCUAACAGACCGUGCCUUCACCAUUCGUUUUUUAGACAUGCAUGGAUGUCGUGUGACCAAUGGGUGUCUGGUGCAAUCGCAAGCAGAUCAUUGUUUCACCCUAGUCACACCAGUUGUGCUACCAUGGCCACGUUUGCGAGAGCCUCACAUCGUACUGCCACUCUAUGCGCCACAAACUCUCGUCCCGCUAGCACAGACUCUGAUUGGCUCCUCUUCCAGCAACUUCAUGUUUUGUCCCGCCGUCCCAGUCGUUGGCUUUACAGUGCUGUUGUUCGCAGCCUUUGCGCGACGGACUUUAUUACGCACAGGUGGUCAUGCUGUGGCACUGGAUGGUUCAUCCUAUAGGCUACGGGCGCCAGCAAUCGCAAACAAUUGCAUAUCUCAUUGCUUGCCACAGCGCCAUGACGAGUUCCCUGCUCGAAAUCAGGAUAACGAAACAAGUGAUGCUCCUUCUGCGAAGCUCAUGCGGACGCCAUCGAGCUCGGAAGGCGCGCCGUACUCAACUGAGGUUGCCGUUCGAGCUGCGGAUGGCCUUUUCGACAGCGCUGCGGGAGUCCGACUGCUGUCAAACAACAUUGAGCCCAUGCGUCGCAGAGCCUUGCUGGCUGCUGUGGGCGCUGCUGGCGGCCUCCCGGACGCAGCUGGAGCCAAAGCCGAUGAGCCUGGCGCGGGGUGGCUAUUUCGCUUAUACUCGACCGACGAACUUGGCAAAGAUCAGUUGAAGCAGCGUCUUUUGUCCGAUGAGCUGGAGAAGUUUCCAACUAACUACGUCGAUUUUUUCGGCCCAUCGGACGUGAUCUAUCCCGAUUGGGUCGAGGGCCGUUGGCAGAUACAGCAGACGCUUGCAAAGUAUAGUGCGCCCCUCGGGAAGAAGUUCCUAGGGGCGACGGCGGACAAGACCCUCGCAGAGAAGCAGCAGCAGCUCUGCAAACCUGUGACCUUCGAGCUCAGGUACGUGAGGACUGCUCGGGGCGACCUCGUGGAGGAUCGUGCCUUCAACCUAAAGUCUAGGCUGAACGCCCUUGCGGGCAAACAAGUUGUAAAGGAGGUCACCUACGCAGAGAUUCCGAGCUACGGCCCGACUAAGCAGUCGGAUGGCUCAGAUGAUCCUCAGCUUGCUGCGGUCGUCCAAUUCGAGGGCGGUAUCUCACAGAAGCAGUUCAUCACGCGCUUCGUGACAGAGCGGGGGGACGAGGGAAAUGUCUUCCGUGCACUUGUAAGCCAGCGCGUUAUUUUUGCCACAGGAUCUGGUACUGUAGUGUCGGCGGACGAGGAGGCUAUAACUUCGCUUCGCCGAAAGCCUGACGGUAGCAUAGUCGGCCGCUUGAGAUCAGUUGGGUACUUGAACCCUAAGGACGAGCUUUAUUUCGAUGCAGCCAACAGGGCAGUGGCAAUCGCGGAUUAUAGCAUGAAGCUUACGGCGAUUGUUGAUGCGGAUGGGGGGUCGGCCGAUACCAUGGUGCGAGGUGGCUAAGAGAGUGGCCGGAUUCACAUCGGGAGCGCCCUCGGAAAUAACAUUUCUCGGGUAUACAUUAAUCGCUUCGCUUGCAUGCGCUAUGUACCGUUCCUUAUAUGUUGUUUAUUAUUUAUCGUUCCUGAUGCGUUAUUUCUAACGCAAAAAACGGGCAUCGUUCCUCAUUUCUCGUUUCUUAGGCCAGAUGAUUGUAUAAUAUUGUUCGUUUGUUUAUGGAGAUCUCAGCACGCCUCUGGCCUGGAGGACCGGCGAUCGAGUCUUGACCGCAUCAAGACGACGAAGCGGACAUCCACCUGCAUGCUGCUCUCCA